Spodoptera exigua (beet armyworm) is the source of this 416-nucleotide messenger RNA. The record is from the annotation of a GenBank genome assembly. Lineage: Eukaryota; Metazoa; Arthropoda; Insecta; Lepidoptera; Noctuidae.
AUCAGAUUCACAGUUUGACAUCAACGCGAUAUUUCCUUAAAAUUUUUGUUAUAAAAUUCGCUGUAAAUGCGAUAGAAAAACAAAAUGAAACCAACAAUAGAUAUUGACUCGUUACGUACGGAACAUGAAUCUGACGAACAAUGGGAAGUGAGGAGGAAUUUUAUGGAGGAACAUAAGAAUGACUUCGAAGAGGGUGAACUGAUCACACUAGCGCAAUUAUUCACUAAUAUCGAGUUUUUGGGAUGUCGAUACCCCCCAGCUACGAUGAAGAGGAUAGCCAAGCUUUCAGAGAAAGUAUCAGCAAAAUAUAGGGAGAGUAGAAAAAACAAAUUGAAACGGACAUUUGUACAAGCUAGUGACGCAGCUGAACAGAAAGCGAAGAGAUCUUUCACUAAAUAAAAUAAAUUUAAUUUUAA